CUCUUUUGACCUUCUUAAAAUCAGUCCUUAAAAUUAGAUUCUCUCCAAAAACAGAUUGAACAGAGUUUUGAUUCAACAGAGUCUCUCUCUGUCGCGAAACGUUGCUUCCUGGGAGAACUAUAAAGUUAACAAAUUUCUCCACGAAACCAUAGAGUCACAUCCUCAUGAGUGUUUUGUGAGCUGCGAUGAUCGUGUGAUUUUCAAAUCCCUAACUUUUCGAAAUUCCCAAAACCCUCAAAUAAUCUGAGUGUGACCCAUUAAUCCAUGGCGAUGUCUCUCCGUUCCACUCCAUUCAUCUCUCUCCGUACGAGAAAAAGCUUUAACCUUUCUCCGAGAAUUCUCGCCCUUAGGUUAUCAUGCUGCUCUGGUGGGUCUUCUCAAAAUCAGAACUUUUCUACAGAUUCCGAGAACAAGAGAUCAUUCGCUGUUGCCACCGGUGAGCUUUUCAUCGGAAUCGCGUCGAGGCUUUUGAAGAGUUCUAAUCAAAAGACGCCGCCGAUUGAUGAUGGUGAUAGAAUAGCUAGUGUAAUUGAGGAUGAGAUUGAGCCAGCGAUGAUAUGGGAACAAAGGGUUAAAGAUGUUGAAGCGGAGAAAGAGAGGAGAGUCAUUACAAGUCCUGGGUUUAGUUUCUCUGCUGCUGGUCUUUUGUUUCCUUAUCAUCUUGGAGUUGCUCAGUUGCUUAUUGAAAAGGGUUACAUAAAGGAAACUACUCCUUUAGCAGGAUCUUCUGCUGGUGCUAUAGUCUGUGCUGUGAUAACCUCAGGAGCUACUAUGCGAGAAGCCCUUGAAGCUACUAAGGAACUUGCUUAUGAUUGUCGACGCAAUGGCACUGCUUUCCGUCUUGGGGCUGUCCUUAGAGAAUCCAUGGAGAGGUUACUGCCCGAUGAUAUUCACAUUAGGUCCAACGGGAGAAUUCGUGUUGCCAUCACUCAAGUGUUUUGGAGACCUAGAGGUCUUCUAGUGGAUCAGUUCGACUCCAAAAGCGACUUGAUAGAUGCAGUUUUCACAUCUUCUUUUAUUCCAGGAUAUCUUGCACCAAGGCCUGCAACAAUGUUCCGUAAUCGACUUUGUGUUGAUGGAGGCUUGACAUUGUUUAUGCCACCAACAGCUGCUGCUAAAACAGUAUGAUCACAAUUGUUGUGUUGUUCUGUUCCCAUUCUCUCUUUCUAAUGCGUCUGCUCCUUCAGAGUGUGUGGCAUUUUAAAAAGUUUGGAAGCCCUUUCAUAUGUUCAUCCAUCUUGACUUCUGAACAUGUUCCAUGGAGCUUAAUGAACUUAUUGUAUAAAUCUUUCUCAGGUUCGAGUUUGUGCUUUUUCCGCUAGUAACUUCAAACUAAAGGGUAUUGAGAUCUGCCCAGAUUGCAACCCUUUAAACAGAGCAACAUCUAGACAACUAUUGAAUUGGGCACUUGAGCCAGCAGAGGACGAGGUGUUGGAGAGGCUGUUUGAGUUAGGAUACGCAGAUGCAGCUACAUGGGCUGAGAUGAAUCCAGUUGAGGGAUUGGUCUAUGACGAUACUCCUACAGCUCAAGAGAUUCCUACUAGCUAAGAACUCACGAACUCAAUACUAUAUAACAGUACCAUAUAUUAUCGCGGUACAAAAUAUUCAGAUAGUUUUCCAGAAGCUGGCUUUAAAGUCACAGAAAGUUGUAGUUCUUAGAUCAAACAAAGUAAAUGGUACAUCACUUUUAGUCGGAGUUCAUACACUUGUUCAUCAAAAUAACAUGUGCUUCGAGGAGUCGCUGUUAAGACCAAACCAUUCUCAAUAGAGUUGUCCACAAAUUUAUUCAAAC
Molecule: messenger RNA, 1792 nt
Organism: Arabidopsis thaliana (thale cress)
Lineage: Eukaryota; Viridiplantae; Streptophyta; Magnoliopsida; Brassicales; Brassicaceae
Product: Acyl transferase/acyl hydrolase/lysophospholipase superfamily protein
Exons: 6
Coding region: 265-1128 (287 amino acids)
Biological process (GO): lipid metabolic process; lipid catabolic process
Molecular function (GO): hydrolase activity
Source: RefSeq, marked reviewed